UUGACGUAGUAGGGAGGUACACAUAACAUUUCAACAAGAAAUAUUUAGACCUAAAUGAAGACAGCCUUUCGAUAAGCACAAUUUUAUAUUAAUUUCGAAGAAGGUUUAUUGAUACGGUAUCAGGCCUUCGAUAUUUUUAGGUAAUAUAAACAAAAAGAUGAUGAAAGAAUUGGUGAACAGUGUGUGUUUAGGGUUAGUUGAUAAAGAAGAUCUUCAACAAUUGAAAUACUCUCAGCUUCGUAAACUUGCCAAACAGUUAGGCGUCAAAGCAAACAAAAAGGCAGAAAGACUAAUUGAAAACAUCUUGUUAGAUCAAAAACACCGUAUUGUAUCCAGGAAAAAUGAUGCUGGUACUGAUUCUGAAUAUGUGGACCACAAAGAACAUGACGAUAAAAUGGUUUCUGUCAAACAAUGUAGUGAAUCAAUAGAUGAAGGGGAUUUGCAGGAAAAGACUGUUAGUGAUCAAGGUGGAAAGCCAAAAGGAACCAUGAAUAAACUUCUUCCAAGAAGGAGCCUACGCUUAUCUCCUAAAGCUGAAGAGGAAAGUACUUGUAAAAAUAUUUGCAAAGUGAAUGCAUUAAGACGAAAGUCUAUACCAAGUUCCCAUAAGGAUAAACUGGAUAGAAAUGGCUGUAGAAUUUCUACUGGUCAUGUUGACUUACUGAAGUCCCAACCUAGGAAGAGUACAUCACACAUCACUAAUACACCAAGAGAGACCCCAAAAACGCCAAGAUUGUCCAAAGUAUUGGCCCGAUCUUCAAAGUUUUUUAAAACGCCAGUAGGUCUUAAAACAGACUGUCCUCGCAAACAACAGAGUACCAUAACUCCAAGUUCACGUAAUACGUCUUUUGUUAUUCAGACACCUCAGUCUUCUAAACUUGCAUUGAAAAAACAAGAUGAUGAUUCUCCUCGAACCAGGUUGAAAAGAAAACUUAGUAUUCCAUCAGGGGAGACACCAACUGAUCAAAGUACAGUGACAUUGAAAAGCAUUAUUGCAAAAACACCAUCUUCAACAGUUAAAAAUCCUGCUAAAAAGAUAAAACUUAGUAUGCCAUCAGUAGAGAAGCCAUCCAGUAAAAGCAUAAUGCUUACCCCAGAAAGUACUUCAGUAAAAAAACCAUUCUCUACAGUUGAAAAACCUGUUAAGAAAAGGAAACUUACUAUUGGAUCAGGAGAAACACCAGCUAAUAAGAGUAGAGUAGUAACUCCAAGAAGCAUUACAGCAAAAACACAGUCUUCUGUUGUGAAAAAUUCAAUUAAAAAACGUUCACUUCUUAAUUCCAAUUCAGCCACUGAUUUAGGAGAAUCGGAGUGCCAAAAUUCCUCAGAUAAGAAAGAAUCCUCACAAGUGGAAGUGAAGCUACAGAGUAACAUCCCUAGAUUUAUGGCUUUUGCUUCUAAAAAAGGUGGAUUUCAACCAGGGAAAACAAGGACCCCAAAUUUUGCCCGUAUACAUCAAAAGGCAUUUCAGAAAAUGGAUUCACUGGAUGAUUAUGUGCAGAAGAAAAAGAUGCGAAGUCAGGAAAUUACUAAAUCAUCAAAAAAGGAUAGUGAAAGAAUGAAUGAACCUAAAGAUGCUAGUCAAUCAAGUAGUGUUCUACCAGUGGAGCCAAGCAACAAGAAAGUAAAGAAAUGCCGUGAAGAGAAGGAAAACAGCAAAAGAGUUUUGAGGUAUAAAAGGUUUGAAUUUACUGAAAGUCCAAUGGGAACACCAGUUAAAAGUCCACAAACUGUCAAAAGAACUCCAUUUAUUCCAUCCAUCACAUCUGUAAGUCAUAUGAAACUAAACUUUGGCAGCCCAUCAUUCUUUUCACAACAAAAGGAAAAACAAAGCACUUCUAAAAAACAAAAAAAGUUGAGAGCACCUGUCUACCAUUUUGGAAGAACAACCACUCCUGUUAAGUCCAUUACAAACCAGAACACUAAGCAUACUACUUUUAACCUGAAAGCCAGCCUGACUAAAAAGUUGUCAUACCGUCCUUAUACUGGUCCAGUUCGGCCUCUCUCGCAGCUCAAUGCUCCAGCAUCACAUGGUGAAAGUGUGGAUGACCAUUGUUUUAAGCACACACAGAGACUUAGAGAAAAAUCAAAAAAAGUACUCCAGGGAGUAAGAAGUAAUCGACGGUUUGAGUUACAGAUGAAGAUGAGAGGACUAAACUAAAGUCAAAGUCAUCGUUGUAUAUUUUUAUUACACGUUAAAGAAUUUAACUGUUGCUGUAUAUGUUCUUUUAUUUUUCAUUAUAGUUUACAGAACUCAGCCUCUGAAUUUCUUUAAACUUCUUAAAAUUUUCUCAUUAAUUAAGAACCAUUUUUCUGUCCUCUAACUUUCAUUAAAGCAUUUCAACCACUGUGUAAAGAUCUUUCAUUGAAAGUUUUUUAUUCCCUUUUUGCUACAGAAAAAUAAAUGGUUUUAGUCUGUGAUUGGUGUAAAAAUGAAGUGUUGUCAGUGUGAAGCUUAACAGAAACCCUGUUCUUGAAAAAAGUUGAAUAAUUUUUGUGAUUCAUUUAUAUCCCAAGAUCACACACUCAUACAUACAUAUGUGUGUGUAUGUAUAUGUGAUUCCACGUAAAGUGAAAACACAUAAGCCUCAGUAAAGUGCUAUAUAUUUUAUUACUAAAACAAUGUUAAGAAUUAAUAACUGAUAGUUUUGCAAGCACUUGUGGUUUAGACAUUGAUUCUUACAGUUUGAAAAAAGUGGAAACAUUUUCUUAACUAAAUAUAAUUCUAUUGAAUACAUGUAAAUUUGUUUUAUGUGAAAAAUGGGAUGUACUAAAAUAAAACUGAACUUCUUUAUAAUUAUGAUUAUUAAUUAAAUUAUUUAUGAUGUAACACAGCAAAGUUUUCUACAGUUUAGUAUAUUCAAGAUUCCAGAUUGCGAGGGAAUCAUUCUUAUAUUAUUGAUAAGAAAAAUUACUGCAAAUGGUAGUUAACUAGAUUGUAGGAAACUCUAUAAAAAUAUAAUAAACAGUUCAUAACUGAUAUUUUCCAGAAUUUGAAGCCAAUAAGUUUAAAUAGAUUUCCAGUGUUUUUUUAAGUUAGUGGCUUGUAAAAAAUCAUAUGUUUAUUAUUAAUUGUUUCUGUAGUUUUCUCUUCCAAACUUCAAAAGCACUUGGAGAUUUUAAUUUUUGAGAUGUGUUGUCUAGAAAUUAUUGUUUGUAUUGCUUUAAAAUAUGUUCUGUUAUCUGGAAAAUGAUUUAUUAUAUUUGGGAGCAUUUUUUCAGAUAUAUUUUCAUGAGUUGUAAUGUUUGGGUAAAAAAUAUCUGGUUUAUGGAGAAAAUCAUAGUUUGAUCCAUUCUACAAAGAGUAUUAUGUUAGAUUUUAUAAUGUCAAAAGGAACAACUUAGAUAAUUAGUUUUAACCCAUUGCCUUACCUUGUCAUCUUACUUGUUCCUAAUCAAUUUCACCCAUCACUGAACAUGCUCGCCCUUUCAGCCAUGGGGGCAAUAU
Messenger RNA from Limulus polyphemus (Atlantic horseshoe crab), 3448 nucleotides. RefSeq names its product nucleolar and spindle-associated protein 1-like. The transcript has 8 exons. The coding region runs from base 158 to 2161 and encodes 667 amino acids. Gene Ontology annotation, biological process: establishment of mitotic spindle localization; mitotic cytokinesis; mitotic chromosome condensation. NCBI's taxonomy places the organism in Eukaryota, Metazoa, Arthropoda, Merostomata, Xiphosura, Limulidae. Gene Ontology annotation, molecular function: microtubule binding. Gene Ontology annotation, cellular component: nucleolus; microtubule; mitotic spindle. The record is from RefSeq and is a predicted model, not a curated record.